Messenger RNA from Pistacia vera, 885 nucleotides. RefSeq lists its product as uncharacterized. Lineage: Eukaryota; Viridiplantae; Streptophyta; Magnoliopsida; Sapindales; Anacardiaceae. The record is from RefSeq and is a predicted model, not a curated record. The transcript has 2 exons. Bases 16 to 408 code for a protein of 130 amino acids.
GAAGUUUCAGUUUUAAUGAAAUCGUCAUUUCAUUCCAGUCAUCCAGUUGGGGUGUCUGAUUCAAACGCCGCGGCAGAGCUUCUAGACAUCAUUCUCAUGAAGGAGGGUUAUGGCGUGGAACAAACAGCAUCCCAGGUAGCAUCUUCGCCCCCGUAUUUUAGUGGGUCUCCUCCAAGUAGGGCUGCCAACCCUUUGAUUCAAGAUGCUCUAUUUGGAGAUGAAAAACUCACACCAUUGCAAGUGCCAGUAGUACCAUCCCCGUCUGGUUUACCAUCACCUUCAUCAUCAGCACGUAAGGCUGGAUGUACUAGAAUGAAGUUCGGGCUUAAACCAGCAACUGUUAGAGUAGAAGGAUUUGAUUGCCUUAACAGGGAUCGCCAGAAUUCCAGCAUCCCUGCUAUGGCCUAGAUUUCCAUAAAAGAAACUGUACAUAGAAGGAAGCUGAAUGUCAACAUAAUUCACAAGAGCAGCAGACCUAACAAGAAGAGGGAGUUUUGAAUAUUUUUGGAGAGAAUUAAGAUGAUGUGUUAAGUAGUGUAUAUAAAUCGGUAUGUGGUUUUUUCGCCAGUGAUCUAUCUCAUUGCUAAUGUCUCUGUAAGUAUUUCCGAUUGAACGGCAAACCUUGUGACUUGAAUAUUUUGGAGAGCAUGGUGCUAUAUGUAAUAUAUGAUAAAAGUGAUUAGUAUUGGGAGGGUCUUUUCAUUUGUUUUGUGAACGAUCACCAUGGAAAGAAUUUGUAUAGAGUCUGUGGGUGAUUGAAAUUUGGUCAUUGAUCCUGUAAAUGUAUUUUGGCAAUUGUUAAUGGCCUGGUUUGGUUAUAUCUUUUUCCCUCUUCCUGCUAUUUUGUUACAUAUACAUAAAUGAAGAGAGUUGCUUUUUCUUGUU